UUCUUCAUUUUGUGGUUCCAAUGUAGAAAAGGGCCACAAUGUUUUUCAACUUUUAGCUAUUGUGAGAUUCUCUUAUUAGCUACAACCCACUAUCUUCAAACCAUUUAUAAACACUACAAUCACCACAACAUUUUCAUACUCAACAAGUUUAUAUCAUUGAAUUAUCAAUGGCUUCAAGUUGGACACCAAAACAAAACAAGUUGUUUGAAAAAGCACUUGCGAAAUUCGACAAAGAUACGCCCGAUCGAUGGCAAAAUGUCGCGAAAGCGGUUGGUGGUAAAUCAGUUGAGGAAGUUAAGAGACACUAUGAGAUACUCUUGGAGGAUCUCAAACACAUUGAGUCUGGUCAUGUUCCUAUUCCAAAUUACAAAUCCACGUGAACUAUGAACAAUGUUGAUGAAGAAAAUAGAUCAUAAGGUUUCUGAAGUAUCUAAAGCUCAAUGGAUUUGAAGCAAUGCAAUGCAUGUGUCCUCCAUAUGUUUCCCCAUCCACCAUUGUAAUUUUGAUUAUUUUAGUUAAUUAAGUAUUUCAUUGUGUGCAAGAAAAAGUUUCUGAAGUGUUUUCAAUAACUCUUUUGGUUGUCAUGGCAAAUCUAAAAUCAUGCAAAAAAAUAUGUCACUUUUAAUUCUCCUAAUUAUGGCAUGCAUGUAGAAUUUAAACUUUAAGUGUACGCAAUUUAUAAUUCAAUGGAUAAAUAUUAAUAUUUUUAUAUUGAA
This is a messenger RNA of Lathyrus oleraceus (garden pea), 716 nucleotides long. RefSeq names its product protein RADIALIS-like 6. Bases 168 to 380 code for a protein of 70 amino acids. Gene Ontology annotation, molecular function: DNA-binding transcription factor activity. The transcript is spliced from 2 exons. Lineage: Eukaryota; Viridiplantae; Streptophyta; Magnoliopsida; Fabales; Fabaceae. The record is from RefSeq and is a predicted model, not a curated record.